This is a messenger RNA of Aureobasidium vineae, 453 nucleotides long. NCBI's taxonomy places the organism in Eukaryota, Fungi, Ascomycota, Dothideomycetes, Dothideales, Saccotheciaceae. The record is from the annotation of a GenBank genome assembly.
AUGGGAGAAACUUUUAUCGACACUGCUGCCCACAGCGUCAUUUACGAAAAAGACCACUCGACAAAUCCACCGGGCCAUCAAGCUAAACCUCGCAGCUAUCUUCUCUCUUCACAGAUCUGGUUGAAUGAUACCCGCUGGCAUCACCUCUUCCACCGCUUUGCUGCUGAGUUACCGCAACUCGGACAUUUUGCCAUCAAUCAUAGUCAUGACGACACAUGGGCGUACGAACAUGCAGAUGCAUUGUCCACUGCUUUGAAGGUUGGUCGAUACGCCAUCUUCUGUGAGACUUAUUGGUUGAGUUUCUCAAACUAUCAGCCGCGUGAUUUUGUGUUUAGAGAGUGGGAGGAAGAUAAGAAAAAUCGGAUACAGAUUCAAGAGCCGGGAUGUGAUGAUGAGGAUUGGGAGGCUUUGACAGAGCUUCUCGAGAGGUUAAGGAGGAGUCGGCUGGGCUAG